Messenger RNA from Camarhynchus parvulus, 1108 nucleotides. It is a transcript of the gene NFKBIB, whose product is annotated as NFKB inhibitor beta. Gene Ontology annotation, molecular function: protein binding. NCBI's taxonomy places the organism in Eukaryota, Metazoa, Chordata, Aves, Passeriformes, Thraupidae. Gene Ontology annotation, biological process: signal transduction; cellular response to lipopolysaccharide. The record is from RefSeq and is a predicted model, not a curated record. Gene Ontology annotation, cellular component: cytosol.
GCCCGCGAUGGCGGCCGCGGCCCCGGCGGCCCCCGGCGAGGCCAAGCGCCCCGAGGGCGACGAGUGGUGCGACAGCGGGCUGGGCUCGCUGGGCGAGGGGCCGCUGGGGCCGCCGCUGCCCGCCAGCCCCGCGGCGGAGUCCCCCGAGCCCCUCGCUGACUCCGCGGCCUGGCUGCGGCACGUCCUGAGCUUCGUCACCGACGAGGGCGACACGGCCCUGCACCUGGCCGUGAUCCACGAGCAUCUGGAGUUCCUGGAGUCCAUCCUGCGGCACACGGAGCGCUCGCCCUACCUGGACCUGCAGAACGACCUGGGCCAGACCGCCCUGCACAUGGCCGUGGUGCUGGGGCUGGCGGGGGCGUUGGGGGCGCGCCGCCGUGGCCGUGCGGGAGCGGGGGGUCACACCCUGCACCUGGCCUGUCGCGAGGGCCACCCCGCCUGCGCCAGCGCCCUGCUGGGGACGCCCACCGACCCCGGACCCCCCGCGACCCCCGGAAGGAGGAGGAGGAGCGCGGCGCGCGCUGGACAGCAGAGGGGAAUGGUUUGGGUUUUGGGGGGUCCCAGGUGCUCGGGCAGGGCUUUGGACCCCCCCGAUGUCCCCCCACAGGUUACACCCCCUGCACGUGGCGUGCUGCGCCGGGACCCGGAGCUGGUGCAGCUCCUGCUCCGCGCUGGCGCCGACCCCGACCGGCGGUGGCCGAGCUGCGGCCGCAGCCCCUGCACUUGGCCGUGGGCGCAGAGCCCCGAGGUGGCCGAGUGUCUGCUGCGGGGGCGGCGGCGGACCCCGCACCUUCUCGGGGUUCACCCCCUGUACAGCGCCCGCCGCCGCCCCGACCCCCGCCUGCCGCCCCUCCUGCUCGGGGCCGCGACCCCCAGCAGCGACAGCAGCGACAGCGGCGACAGCGGCGGCGACAGCGAAGGGGGCGAGGACAGCGAGGUCAGUGCGGGGCCGCUCCCGCCCCGGCAGAGCGGGGGCUCCCGCCACGGUCCCCAGAGCCUCCCGACCCCCAAACCCUCCCGAGACCCCCAGACUCCCCCCAAAUCUCUGUCCCCCACCAGGACGAAGUACGGCGACAUCGUCAUCAACAGCCGGCGCUGCCCGGCCUGA